AUUUAGACUACUGUUGUGAUACUGCCAGGCAGUCUUCGUUAGAGUUUAUAAACUUCCGGUUCAAUGAUUUAGAAUAGUAUUCAUCAAAAUCCAUUUAUAAAAAUGGUGAGAAGUGAUAGCAAGUCUAGAGAUGACAAAGAAAAAAGUGACAAAAAGAAAGAAACCAAAGAAAAUAAGGAAAGAGGCAGGGACAGAAAAAGGAGAGGUGGAUCUUCUAGUAGUGACUCAAGGAGCAGUUCGUCAUCUUCUAGAUCUCGGAGUGGUACCAGGUCAUCAUCAUCUGGUAGCUCAAGCUCUGGCAGCUCAAGUUCAAGGAGUACUUCUCGAUCAGGCAGCUCUAGUUCCAACAGAUCCUCUAGUAGUGAUAGUAGUCGUAGCAGAGGAAGGGAUCGGAAACAAAGAACAGAAACACCUAAACGCAAAAAAAGAAGUCCUACACCAAAACCAACCAAAGUUCAUGUUGGUCACCUGACUAGAAAUGUGACAAAAGAUCAUAUUCAAGAAAUUUUUUCACUUUAUGGAACCAUCAAAAAUAUAGAUAUGCCAAUGGACAGAAUUCAUGCUCAUUUCAACAGAGGUACUGUCUACAUAGAAUAUGAAUCUGCCGAGGAAGCUGCUAAAGCAAUUAAAUUUAUGGAUGGAGGUCAAAUUGAUGGCCAAGAAGUAACAGCUGCAGCAGUUCAUGUUCAGCGCAAUCCAGCACGUCCACCUCCACGCCGAAGUCCCCCUCGUAGAGGUGGUCCACCACCCAGAUGGAGAGCGUCUCCUCCAAGAUUUAAUAGGGAUAGAAGAAGGUCUCCACCCAGAAGAAGUCCACCUAGAAGGCGAUCUAGAACACCUGUUACAAAAAGAAGACAUAGCCGUUCCAGCUCGAGCUCAUCUCGCUAGAUGUUUAUAUAAUUUUGUUUUGCUUUAUAUGUAAUUUUAAUUAAAUGCACAUUUUGAAAAAAAUAA
Molecule: messenger RNA, 954 nt
Organism: Biomphalaria glabrata
Lineage: Eukaryota; Metazoa; Mollusca; Gastropoda; Planorbidae
Product: RNA-binding protein with serine-rich domain 1-like
Exons: 6
Coding region: 103-888 (261 amino acids)
Biological process (GO): mRNA splicing, via spliceosome
Cellular component (GO): nucleoplasm; ASAP complex; cytoplasm
Molecular function (GO): RNA binding
Source: RefSeq, a predicted model, not a curated record